Messenger RNA from Caenorhabditis bovis, 2238 nucleotides. NCBI's taxonomy places the organism in Eukaryota, Metazoa, Nematoda, Chromadorea, Rhabditida, Rhabditidae. The record is from the annotation of a GenBank genome assembly.
AUGCAAUGGGACGUUGUCGUAUUCUCCGUGGCCACUGGCAUCGAUCCGGUCAAUUAUAGGAAAGAAGCGGAAUAUUUUCGAAAAGUGGGCUUUGUUGAGUUCGAAGAUUAUGUUGUGGUCAAUGAUGCUUGCGAAGACGUCGGAUCUGGUGGAAGUGCGCUUAACGCGAUUCUCCUAGCUGCUGAAACGCUAUCAGCCAAAAGAGGGUACACAAUUUUGACGAAAGAUGCUCUUUCUUCUUCAAGGGUCCUUAUUUUGUUAAUAGGUUCGAAUUCCGCGUUGGCACCAAUCGACGAUAAACUAGUAAAAUGCAAAAAUGGGUAUAUUUGUAAUUCGGCUCUUCGAACAGCAAUUAUGAAUGCAAGUGAGAUGGGCGAUUUUGAGGGAAUUUGGAUAAUGGGCACUGAUUCUACAUGGACCCUUGAUGAAUAUCAUCCGAUCAUUAGCAAUACUUCAAUCGUUGCGUUUUCAUUCGAUGGCGACGAGCGCUUUUUGAAGGAUCAUGGCGUUUAUGAGGUUGAUAAGAAUCAUAUGGUAACUGGCAUUCGAUUCCGUCCGGGACCCGUCGUUUUGCCGAACAUCAUUCUUGGCGGUGUGAUCCUGCCGCCGAUGAUCGCAUCGGAGCUUCUCACGUGCAUUACGGUUUAUCCGAUUAGCGCGAGCACUUAUUAUGGAGUUGAUAGCGGCGCUUUUGGCUUGAAGCUUUCCCUUAUAUUCGACAUUGUGCAGGCGACUUGUGAGAAGGACGAGCAGAAAUUCAUCGAGAAUCGAAUCGGCAGCGAGAAGAUUGAGAAUCGGCGAAUUGAGAUGCAUCACACAUUGUCAGUACGUAAUUAUCAAUAUUUGGAAAAGAACGUGGAGUGGAGAUAUUGGAACAAAUUUUAUGAUGAUUUGAUGAAGAAAAUUGUGAGUAUCGUGUUCACCGAUAGAGAAUCUGAUGAUUCUCUGCCAAAAUUGCUGAAAUCGGUGAUUCAAUUGAAGAAAAUCUUUAAUAUUAAUCGUAAUUCUUAUAUGAAGUUGCUCGAAAAUGAAAUUUCGAAAAGACCCGAAAAAUACACGGCAAGAGCUCUUUAUACAAUUGCUCUUGGGUUGACGAUGGAAGCGAACUCGCACGGUGGUCUUCGUUCGGGUCCCGCCGAGAAUCCGAAAUUCUACAGUGCACUUCAAGCGCUUCGAAAUGGUGUGGGAAAUGAGGCAUUGAGUCGGAUUUUUACCGAAAUUGAGAAUAAUUGGAUGGAUGAGCCGAUGAGAAUGACGCGAGCCGCGAGGCAUUUGGAAGCUGCCGCUCAAAUAUUUAUUUCCAGACGAGUUGAUCAAUUUUGCGAUAAUUAUCCGAUUGCUUGUACAAUUGGAGAACAUGGCGAACGGGGAGUAUUCCAAAUCCAAAAUAGGGAGAAGCCAUAUGAGAUUUCCAACUUCCGGGCGGCAUGCUCGACACCAUCGAAUCCCGCGUGCCUAUUGGCUGCUUGUUUGGUCUCAUUGGGCUUUGAGACGAGCUACAGUUUUUUGAAGGAGGCCGGAUUCGAGGGAAUCCGAUUCUGUUUGGAUACGAGUAUUCCGCAGGGCUCCGGACUUGGCACAUCUUCCAUUAUGGCGGCGGCGAUAUUGAAAGGAACAAGACGGAUUUUGGGAUUGGCUGAUUAUGAAAAUGAGAAUGAGGCUCUUGUUCAGAUGGUGCUUAAAGUUGAGCAGAUAAUGACAACUGGUGGCGGAUGGCAGGAUCAGGUUGGAGCACUGUACCCGGGACUCAAAAUUGCAACCGUUCGCGAUAAUCGAAUCCAUGUUGAGCAUUUGCCAUUAAAUGCUGACUUUUGUCAUGAAAUUCACAAAAGGCUAAUGAUUAUUUACACAGGGAAACCGAGAUUGGCCAAGAACAUGUUGCAGGAAGUUAUUCGUAAUUGGUAUAAAGGUGGACAAACUCGUGAGUCUAUUACCAAUUUGCGGGAUGAAAUGCAUUCUUUUAAAGAGAAAUUGUCGCGAGGAUUCAUGCCGAUUGAAGAAAUUCGCAAUUAUUAUUUAACAAAAAAGCUUCUGACGAGUGGCUGUGAGCCGGGUCAUGUCAGAUGUCUCAUAAAGUAUAUUUCACGAUAUUGUGAAACCUGUUGGAUGGCGGGUGCUGGUGGUGGCGGAUUCCUCUAUGUAUGGUUGACGAAUCAUUGGAAAUUCGAGGAUGUCUAUACGCAUGUCGUCAAAAAAUUCCCUGAAAUGACUUGCCAUCGAAUUACGGUUGCGAAUUGA